This is a messenger RNA of Trifolium pratense (red clover), 917 nucleotides long. RefSeq names its product NADH dehydrogenase [ubiquinone] 1 alpha subcomplex assembly factor 3-like. Gene Ontology annotation, biological process: mitochondrial respiratory chain complex I assembly. The record is from RefSeq and is a predicted model, not a curated record. The transcript has 5 exons. The coding region runs from base 101 to 643 and encodes 180 amino acids. NCBI's taxonomy places the organism in Eukaryota, Viridiplantae, Streptophyta, Magnoliopsida, Fabales, Fabaceae. Gene Ontology annotation, cellular component: mitochondrial inner membrane.
AGUGGAUACCCCAUGAGAUGGUUGCUGACUGCUGAAGUGACCCAGAAAGAAACAACAGACUUCGUGGGUUUGGGAAGCUGGAGAAAUCGAAGAAACAGAGAUGGCGGUAAGGCAAAGAGCAGUAACAGCGCUUCCAAACCUCAUACGCACUCUCCGCAACGAACAACCUUUCAAGCUCAAACCUCAUCACAAUCCCAAUCAUCCCAAUCACAAUUCCUUGCCCUCUCUCCGACGUGCUUUCUCCUUAUACGAUCAGAUCAAUCUCAUUGACAAUGUCCCUGAAGAUCAACUCCGAUUUCAAGGGUUUAAUGAUACUGGGUUUACUGUAAAUGGAACUGAAUAUGAAGGAAGUUUGCUUUGUGUUGGAAAUUUGAUCAUGUCUUGGAAACCAAAGAAGUUUUCUGAGAUCACUGCUGAUAGCUUGUCACUCUUUCAGAUUGUCCGCCCUAUCCCAGAGAUUCUAAUUAUUGGCUGUGGAAGGAACAUUCAACAUGUUGAUCCUGAACUAAGACGGUUUAUUCGGUCUACUGGCAUGAAGUUAGAAGCUGUUGACUCGAGAAACGCAGCGUCAACUUACAACAUAUUGAACGAAGAAGGUCGUAUUGUGGCUGCUGCACUUCUUCCAUAUGGAGUUUCUUCAUGAAGCUUGGACCUAUAUUCUCAGUACCUACCAUUUGCUCCAAAUAUGCUCACUUUUGUCGGGAGCUAAAAUCUUGCGUAAAUCUGCAGGAAAUGCAUUGUUUUUUCUAUGUAGAAAGUUUUGACAUAUCAAUAGGACACUGAGUUAAGCACAGAUGACUGUGUUGAUGUUUUCAAAUGUAAUAAUAAUAAUGAUAAUUAUAAUGUAUAGAACUGCAGCUUCACAAAUCCCUGCAAAGUUGGUUUUUCUAAUUGAUGGCUGUUUGGUUUGAAUGCUA